Messenger RNA from Quercus robur (English oak), 799 nucleotides. RefSeq lists its product as uncharacterized. Lineage: Eukaryota; Viridiplantae; Streptophyta; Magnoliopsida; Fagales; Fagaceae. The transcript is spliced from 2 exons. Gene Ontology annotation, cellular component: endoplasmic reticulum. The coding region runs from base 97 to 600 and encodes 167 amino acids. The record is from RefSeq and is a predicted model, not a curated record.
CAGAUACAAAUUACACAAUCUCCAAACCACCCCCCUAAAAAAAAAAAAAACAAAAAACAAAAAACAAAAAAGGAAAGAAGAAGAACAACCUCAAAAAUGGGUGCAUCGCUGAAGCUGAUAGACGCGGUGCUGUUUGUGUUUUUCAUGGUGAUCGCAUUGGCAGCGCCACUGAUAGACGCGCAGACUUGUCUUCCUCUGAGCUUGUUCCCUGACUUGCUCCUCGACCUCAAGAACUGGUAUGCCCGCGAGUAUGGAGACUAUUUGGUAGCCGAGAAGCCCGAUUUCUUCGUUGGGAUUGUGUGGCUCGAGCUUUUUUUCCAGUGGCCGCUUUCUCUUCUCAAUUUGUAUGCUAUUCUGGCUCGGAAGCCUUGGUUUAAUACUACUUGCUUGAUCUAUGGGGCCUCUUGCUUAACUUCCAUGGUUACUAUAUUAUCCGAACUAAUUGGGUCUCACAAGGCGUCUGAUAAGCUAUUGAUGAUGUACUUCCCUUUCUUGGGUUUUGGUGUUUUAGCUAUUCUGCGUGGUCUGAUGCCACACUCUGGCAGGACUACUUCAACUAUUGGCAAGAGACCUCUACUGGGUAGGAAAAAGAGGGUUUGAGAUACUACUCAGAAACUCAAAUUUUGUAACCUUCUUACCCUUUUUUGAGUGUGUUUGUUAUCAGUUUGGUGAUUUCCUGAUUUAGGUGAUGUCUUAACAAACAAUUCAUUGGCAUUAUUAGUUGGCUUAAUUAUCAAACCAUAUAAGAUCUUGGAGUAAAUUGAAAAUGAAUGGUUGGACUUGGAGUUUAUUUUCCCCA